GAAUACGGCUGAACCCAGAGUGGGCGUGGUUAACGUUGUGUCACAGGAUUUUGUUGCUAGGCUGCUAGCUGGUGGUUUCUGCUACAAACAUUACUGCCUUUUUACCUCUCUAAAUCACCUAACUGUGCAAACACCGUGGUAGUUUGAGAUCGACAAAGGAUCCAGCAACUCGGGGCAGUCUAAUCCCCGGACAAGCUGUCAGGAUGGGACUGCACAGAGCUACAACAUGAGACAGGAAAAUGUUGGCAACUUAUGAAAAAUAACCAUGAACUGGAAGGACACAAAAUGGUGAAUGUUUUCUAAUUUACACCCCCUUUCUCAUGACGCCAACAGGGAGAUAUGGGCAUCCUAAGACUGAUAGCCAGAACCAUGGGUAGGAUCAGUACAUUCAGGUCCUAUCAGUUCGUGCUUCUCCUGGCUGCUGCACUUGCUGUUGUAGCUUUUUACUACUUUGGUUCCGAGAAGCAGAAUUUCUCCAGCACCACAAAGAGGAUCAAGCAGACCCAGGCAAGCCACAACAGCAACAGAAACGAUGCAGACCUGACUGUGGACACCAGGCUCUCACAUACAGCUGGAUCUGAGGAGCAAGGAGGGGAAGGCCGAGAGAUAGGAGGAGAGGGGGAGGGUUUCAGGUCAACGAAAGGGGACAUUGAGGGUGCUGACCAACGCUACCACGCACUCAUGAUGUUCACCAAGGUGGAUAAGAGCCGGAGCCUGCAGGACAAAUUCAGGGUGGCCAUGCUGUCUAUGGUGAAGCAUGGACACUUUCUGGAAGGUGAGGUGUUGGUGCUUCAUUUUGUGAGCGACCAGGCCAGCCAAGAACUGGGAGAGAAGAUGCUGGAGGAAUUUCUCCUUGACGCAACAUUUAAGUAUGAGGUGAUGUUUCAUGAUGUGGUGGCUUUAACGCAGAAGCUCUUCCCUAUUGUGGAGGCCAUGCAGAAGCACUUCAGUGCUGGCUCUGGAGCUUACUACAGCGAUGCCAUCUUCUUCAUGUCUGUGGCCAUGCAUCACAUCAUGCCUGAAAGUCUGCUGCGCAUAGUACAGCUUGACCUGGAUCUGAAAUACAGGACCAACAUCAGGGACCUCUUCCAGGAAUUUGACCGCUUUCCUCCAGGAGCAGUAAUAGGCAUCACCAGAGAGAUGCAGCCAGUCUACAGACAUACCUUUUGGCAGUAUCGUAAAGAGAACCCUCAGACAAGAGUAGGUGAACCUCCUCCUGAUGGCCUCCCAGGCUUCAACAGCGGCGUUAUGUUAUUGGACCUAGGCGCAAUGAGGGCCUCAGCUCUCUACAACCAACUGUUGGAGCCCAGCAACGUGGCCAAACUGGCCGACCAAUAUCGCUUCCGGGGCCACCUCGGUGACCAGGACUUCUUCACCAUGAUUGGCAUGGAGCAUCCUGAACUGUUUUAUUCCCUGACCUGUGGCUGGAACAGACAGCUGUGCACGUGGUGGAGGGACCACGGAUACGCAGACGUGUUUCAGCUGUAUUAUCGCUGCGAUGGACCUUUUUAUAUCUACCAUGGGAACUGUAACUCCCCUAUACCAGAUGACUGAUGUAUGUCCCACACUGUUGCCGGAACUGAGAAGGAGUCUAUGACAUCUACAGUUCUAAUUACUCCUGCUUGUUGGGAGGAAGGGUCGUGACUUUUACGGCAGUUUUCCUUUCUUGACCCUGCAGCUGUAGUCCCAGACUCAGCCCCCUGCUGGUCAAGGGGCUACUGAAGGGCCCUCCCACACUCGCUACAAGUAUGGUUUUCAUCGGUGUCAUUUUAGACUAAGAAAGCAGCCCUGCAUUACUGCAGUGCACGGGGCUGCAUUAGCAUUUCUGCAGGUACAGGAUGAAAUAUGAUCAAUGAAGUUCAAUUUGAGCAACAGAUCCGUUAAUAUGAAUUAGUUUAUACAUGAAUCAGUGUAGGUUUAUACCAGUGUUUAGGUUUAUACCAACGGUUUACAACAUUAUCAGGAAGGAUUUUACUGCCCUCGAAAUCUAUCAUUGUGGAAAUCAUUUAAUUUUUUGUUGCAAAGAUCACGGCAUUACUGAGUAAUCUACCAGGAACGUGCUAUUGCACAUCUGUGACUGGCAAAAGCUGCGCCUUGUUGGAUGAUGUCGCACGGCAUUACAAUAAAAGUUCAACUUUUUUGCCAGAGCACUCUGCGUCGGCACCACCGCUUUGUCGGUGUUGACCUCGUCUAAGUGAAUGCGGGAACUUAUGUUUAUAGGGAUGUAGCAUAAUGUAACAUACAGCUUUUUUGGUUAUUUGAGUUGAGGAGAAUCUAUCCGUUGCACAUAGUGGUGUAAGAUACUGUAUUUUUGAGCAAUUAAGGAAUUCACUCAUUCAUUCAAUAGAGCUGCACAGAUUAGAUCAACAAAAAAUUAACCAGCAACUAUUUUGAUUAGCAGAAAAUUGUUGGGGAAAAAUGCAUAACAUUUGCUGGUUGUAGCCUCUCAGUUGUGAGAAUGUAAUGCUUUUCUGUGUCAUAUGAUAAAUAGAUAAAUUGAAUGCAUUUAGGUUUUGGACUGUUGAUUGGAUAAAACAAUACAUUUGACGACGUUAACCAUAGGCUCUAGGAAAUUAUACUUUUUAAUUUUUAACUCUUUUCUGACAUUUUAUAAACAAAAUUCAUUAGUAAAUCCUGAAAAAAUCUGAAGAUUAAUCAAUAAUGAAAAUAAUUGCUAGUUGUCACCCCAAUUGCUAACAAAUAUUGAAAUAUCUGUACUAAGUAUAGAGUCAGCAAAUGUGUUGAUUGCCACCUAUAAAGAAAAGAUUCCUGUACGGUUUUUCACUUCCCUCUCACUGCUCACUUUAUUUCCCUGCACCUCAAGCUUUCCAGCAGUGGCCCCAGUUCACCCUGCUUCACUUUAUUUGCCUGCAGUACCACACCAGGUGAGGGCUAAUCUGGUGCCAUUUACUCCCCACCUCUGUGACUUGUGGAAGACAGGGAGGCGUAUGUUUAACACCAGUAGACUCCAUCUUUCCAGAGCCAGGCGGGCACUGAACCCAACACACUGCCAUGGUUCCUUUCAAACGCAUCUUUCUGUAGGUUGGAAGAUAGGGAGGAAAAAAAAAUCACAACAGAGGGUGGAGGAGGGGUCAGGGAGAUGAUGGUAAACAAUGAUGUUACUGAUGGCUGUUGUUAGUGCUUUGCAUUUGCAGUUUAGCCGAGGCCAAACGCACGUUUCAUAAGGAGUGCUGCGUCCAGGAGCAUGACUGCCGACACUGACCCACUUUUGAGUUUUCUUGCUGUGCUCACUGAAAAACCCCCAGAUCCAAAGAAAUGUCAUCACUCAAUAUUCAUCAGUCAGGAAGUUGUCAGAGGUGAUGCACAAUUAAGCACACAGAUACACACAGUGAAAGUGAAGAAGCUGAAUGCGCUGUCCCAUCAGUGGAGUCAAAGAAAGGUUACUGAAGACACUUGAGAAUAAACAUUACUCCAAAUUAUUAUGUUUCCCUUAAUUCACCUUGAAACUGGUCAGUGUUUUUUCUGCCUUUUUCAGAACAAUACUCUUCAGUCUCCAUAGCUCUGACACAAAUUGUUAGCAAGAAAGAGAAGCAUAGAAUAGAAAGAGUAAAUACUGAAAAAUAACUUCUAUUCUCAGAUCUUGACUGCACUUUACAACUUCAAAACACAGGCUUUAUCAUCGAGGGUUUUGUUUACAAGUCGGUGGUUGCAUUUACUUUACUGUCUUUAAUAUCAGUUGUUAUGUUUUACCAAUGUUUUUUUUUACAUUUUGGCCCAUUAACCAUAAAUUUAUAGUAAUAGUAGUUUUUUGAUUGAUUCCCUAAUCCUUAAGCAGCAUUAGGUUUCCAGUCCUUUCACUACUGCAUUGCAGUCACAAGUAAGGUAAAACUAAUUCUUCGUAGUGGUGCAUUCGAAGACACUCCAGUAUUCCAGACAGUAAAGUCAUCUGCUGAAAUAAAUUGCAGAGAUGAACUAGUAUUUGGAAAGUCUGAUGUCGAAGGAAAGCAAUGUGCAGACAUAAACAUUGUGAAAAGGGCCAACUGAGUUUGUCAUAUCUUGAAUUAAAAAGCAGACUUUGCAAAUCUCCCACUUACAGAGCUUCUUUUUCCACAGCAACACUGAGUUCCCACAACAGGCCCUGCUCAACAUCACAUCACCAAUUGAUGAGUGCAAUAAGUUGUUCAAUGUUAUAGAUUACUGUUAUAUAUUAUAAAUACCAGAAUUAUACAUGUUGCAUUAGUUGGCAGUCAUGUAAAAUAUUGGUGUCUUGUAGCUAAUGGGCUAAAACAUGCAAAACCACUCAUAUCAUCCUUUAAAAAAAAAUCCUUUUUGUGUUUUUGUCAGCUGUUUUUUUUUUUCCACUGUGUACUGUACAGGUCGUUUUAUGUGUUGUUCUUGCCCCUUUUCUCUCUGCUGUGUAUAACAUGCGUUAAUGAAAAUAGGUAGAGUAGAGGAUGGAGGGCGGCAUAAAUGAUCUGGUGUAACUUAAUAAAUGAUAAAAAGGUAGUAACCUUAUAUUUACAGUAUUGACCCAUAUUCCCCCUUUCACACCAACAGCCAACACAUUUUUUUCCCAGUUGUGUCUGUGUGAAAGGGGUAAGUGACUGUUCUGUGUCGACUGUUCUAUAUAUGAAUGUGCAAUGAUAUUUUUAAAGGGCUAAUAAAUGUUUGAAAGUAAGAGUGUAAAUAAAUGUUCCAUCUCGCACUUACAAUCCCCUCGACAGAUUAGAGGGCUGCUGUUUUCAGUGUUAAAGACUCAAGGUGGCGCUUUUCUUUCACAACAAAAGCAAAUGUGAAAGUAGCCUUACAUUUCAUAGAUGAGCUACCUGUGACAGAAAUACAGUAACUUUCUGAUUUUGUUACCCUUGUGUGUUCAGCUUUACUAAAUCAAUUAAAUGAUCAUCUUUUAUGAUGUUUUUUAUGGGAAAUAAAAAUGCAAACAAAUUAUUCUCUGUUCUUGUUUCAGUUAAUGAAACAGCUCACAUACAUGAUGAUCUUUUUGUUUCUUUGUGUUUGUGGGAGGGAGAAAACAAUGCUUUUAGUCACUUAAGGGUUAGAAUGAGAUGGUAAAAAUCAAUGUAUGUUAACAGGGCGCUCUCACGUUUCUCAUUAUACAAA
Xiphias gladius (swordfish) is the source of this 5079-nucleotide messenger RNA. RefSeq names its product xyloside xylosyltransferase 1 (gene xxylt1). The coding region runs from base 340 to 1554 and encodes 404 amino acids. The transcript has 6 exons. Gene Ontology annotation, molecular function: UDP-xylosyltransferase activity. NCBI's taxonomy places the organism in Eukaryota, Metazoa, Chordata, Actinopteri, Istiophoriformes, Xiphiidae. The record is from RefSeq and is a predicted model, not a curated record.